Zingiber officinale is the source of this 6365-nucleotide messenger RNA. RefSeq lists its product as uncharacterized. The transcript is spliced from 19 exons. Bases 181 to 2343 code for a protein of 720 amino acids. NCBI's taxonomy places the organism in Eukaryota, Viridiplantae, Streptophyta, Magnoliopsida, Zingiberales, Zingiberaceae. The record is from RefSeq and is a predicted model, not a curated record.
CUUUUGAAUCUCGGGUUGACGUGAACGAAGGCACGAGCCAAAUCGUGUGGACGUCGAUCGGAUUGGGCCUUGGGGGAUCAACUCCGCCCUCCUACCGCAGGUUUCCGCCUUCUUCUUCCGAAUCCCACCGCGGCGAAAGCCACCACUUGCUUCCCAUCUCCUUCUCCGAUCUCCUUGGUCAUGGCCUGCUUGAGCUCCACGGCUAGCUGCUUCGCCGGGCGCUUCAAGCGCCGCCACCUCUCCCCCACUCUGUCCUCCAUUUCCUCCUUCCCUGGCGCUCGUUCUGUGACCGUCGCGGCCAUUUCUCCAAAGUUAGAGCAUCUGCGAUGCGAACUGGAUGCAGUGUCCGUGGCGACGAAAGAGUGCUCCGAGGAGGAGCCCAUUUCGGAGCAGGAUGUCGGCACGCCGCCUUCGAAGGAAGAGAAGAGGAUCUCCGGGAUCCACUUGCCCCGGCAGAAGUACAUCUCCGUCAACAAGGUCGACCUCCUUGAUGCUAUUCUCUCCAUGUUUCGGACGAAGAAGGAAAUUGAGGAGUUCAAGCGCUUGGCCAUGUGCUUGGACUCUAUCCUUCAUGCUGAACAUAAAGCUAUGCUUGAGGAGAUGAGGGCUUGUUACUCGGGUGCUUCUUCACAAGAUAAGCAUGCAUAUGAGGGCUCUUGCUCUUCAAUCAAAGCAGAGGAUGUAUCUAGAAAGAAAAAUGCUCCUUCUGAGUUUUCUGGUCAUAAGGAAGCAAAUGGUUCCAGAAAUGACGAAGUCGACAAAUGGUUAUAUCUUAGUGACAGUUUGGACUUAUGGAAACUAUUUGGACAGUCUGCUGUGGUCUCUUUCCCUGAGUCAAGGGCUACCAUUGCAAAAAAAUUUCAGCGCUCUUUUAUGAAACUUCUUCGAGAUGCUCAAUUUGAAGAAUUAUCAAUAGAAGAUUUACUGUUGGCUGAUGCAUUAAACACUGACUAUCUUUUGAGGCUUCCAAUAUUUGUUGACUGGAAGAAAACAUUUGAUUCAAAUGCUAUAAUAUUCAAGCGUGGAUAUACAACUGAGAGGCAGCAGGGAUUACUUAUAGUUGAAAAAUUGGAUUAUUUGCAAUCAAAGCUCUUGGAUUCAAUUUUCUCUAGUCUAUCAAAACCAAUGAAGAAAAUUGGAAGAUGGAUUAAUGAGGCUUUGAAAGAUUCUCAUGAGGCACAAAGUGUUCAAAUAUGGAUGGAGAAAGUGAAGAGUUGGUUGAGGGAGAACUAUGCUCUUGAAAGCACAUUGUCUUUUGGAGAAAGCACAUCGAGAGACCAAGCAAAAAUUGACCAGAUAGAAGACAGUGGUCUUCCUGUUUGGCUUGCCGCACAAAAGGCAGUCUCUCUUUACGAAGGGCUCUUAUCACCCAUUGGACCUCGUGGAAGACUUAUAAGAAGGUUACUUGCUUGGAUUGGAGUAAUUUCUUCGCCCCCAGAAGUAUCAAUUGAGUUUGAGAAUGAAGUAUAUCCAGAUAUCUAUUUGAGGCCAAACUUCCUUCCAAGGAUAACUCUUAGCAAUUUAUGGGAACCUGCUACAUGGGAAUCGUGUGGUUAUAAUAGUUGGAAAGUUUUAAAAACUGCAGCUUACAUCCUAUUCUCAAAAUCAACUCUUCAGGAACCUGCAUUUCAAGAACUGGUUCUUCUUUAUGCUGACAAAGGAAGUCGAAAUGAAAAUGAAGAUCUAGCAGAAAUAAAUCCUGUUCAAUUAAAGAUAUAUGAGAAGAUACCAAUUCCUGAUCUUUCGGUUAUUUUUCCCCACAAGAAGUUGUCCUUCCGUAUCCUGGAUACAGUACGCUUGGAUGUUGCAAGCUUAGUUGGGUUGCUGGCAUACUUCAUUAACUACAAAUUUGAGAACAUUGCCUCUUCUCCGUCUGCUGUUUUCCUUGAUGUCAUUGCCAUCACUGCACUUAUAAUCUAUAUAACUCGAGUAGUGCUAGGUUACAAACAGACCACGGACCGGUAUCAGCUGCUGGUUAAUAGAACUCUUUAUGAGAAAACUUUAGCAAGUGGAUUUGGUUCAGUUCACUUUCUUCUUGAUGCUUCUGAACAACAACAAUAUAUCAUGCAGUUCAAGGAAGCAAUUCUGGUUUAUUCAAUUCUACUCCAUCCUGAAACAUAUCAGGUAUCUUGUCGUAAAAAGAUUAGAGAGUCCUGUGAAAAAUUUAUUUAUGAUAGAUUCAGAGAAAAGAUUGAAAUGCCUAUUGACAAGGCUGUGGAGACCCUGACAAGGUUGGGUCUCUUAUCUGAAAUUCUUGUGGAAGGGAAGAUUAUACUAACAGUUCUUCCCAGUUCAGAUGCCUUUGAGACCCUAAGAGAUCGCUGGAUUGGCUUGCUAGCAUAGAAGACGCGCCUAUUUUUCUCAAUACUACUGGAAAUGGUUUUGCUGACCUUGAUAGAAAUACUUCCAUUAUUCAAGUGCUUCAUUUUGGUAAAAUAUUUUCACAUCAUGGCAUACACACGUUAUCAGCAUGAUGAUGCUUAUAUAUCCAGUACAGAUGGACAAAAUUAGCUGCAAAGAUAAAUGGAUCUCAAUGCAAGCAUUCAUUUAAGAUAAUCAAUGCAUAGCCAAGAUUGCAUAGUUGAGUAUGUAUUUGAAGCUGCUUCAAAGAAAACUAGAUUGACAGUCACAAUGACCUUGCAAAUAUUAAUUGUAAUCUCAUUACCUUGUUGUGGCCUGCUUCAAGUUUCAAAUUCAAGACUAUUACCAACAAGCCGAGUCCUGCCGAUACGAGUCCUUACCAGAUUAUACUUCUUCGAACAGCCAUAUGGUAUGCUACCAGAAAUUCCCCAUGUUUUGUUUACAAGCUUGAAGAGUGUAGGUAUAUCAUAUUAAUUCGUCUGUGUUGUGAUUAGUCCAAUCGCAAUCAGUUUUUCAACUACAUGUUUAGAAUUGAUGGAUUGAAGAUAGUAAAAUGUAUAAUGAUCAUUUUUCUCAAACUUUGCUUUAGAUGUUGCAAAUGGGAUGGUUGAGGUUGAGUUUGUUCCUUCCUGAUUUUGUAGUGGCUAUAAAGAUAGUAUUUUCUUUCUCAGUUAACUCUUCUUAGGGAUCGUUGUUCAAUAUGUAUGGCUCCCUUGCAUACAUUUUCAUUUUAUCAUCUUCUUUUCUUUUUGUUUUUUGUCAAGUCAGUGCCUUUGCAGAAUGUUAUUUUUUUCCCCCAGCCGUCGAGUUGUAUAAAAUGAAUGUUUGUAACCAUGCUUGAUCAAUGCACAACAGUUAACAUUGCUACCUGGAAAGACUGAAAUAUAAUAUACUAUAUAAAAAAGCAACCUCUCUGGAAGGAGACAAAAAAGUCUCUACAGAACCAACAUGGAAAUGAGUCCAAAAAAGAGCUUGCCUUUCCUAGCUCUGAAGCUAGAAACCCAUAAGGAAGACAGAGUUAAGGUUCACUAAUCCCUUCUUUUCCAUGUCUGAUAUCAUUUAUCAGCUAGUAAUUUGCAUGAUAUAAGGUUUUAUUUUACCAUCAACUUAAAACUUAAUUGCUAUAGAACUUCAUCAAUUAUGUAUCAUGGCUCUGAAGCUGGAAAAGCUUUGAGUAAACACCAUUAUCAUCUGCAACUAAAGUUGAAUGAUCCCCCAUCUGAACCACUCUACCGUUUUCCAUCACCACAAUUGUAUCUGAAUUGACCACAGUAGACAACCUAUGUGCAACUGUUAUCCUUGUGAUUCUUCUUGAUGCCUCCUCAUCUCUCCUCCGCUUGCUGGAUCCAAGAGCCUGCAUGAUGAUUCUCUCAGUUUCAGAAUCUAGUGCACUGGUAGCUUCAUCCAACAGCAAAAUCACUGGCCUCUUCAGCAGUGUUCUUGCAAUGGCAAGUCUCUGCUUUUGUCCACCAGAGAUUUGACAUCCUUUCUCCCCCACCACUGUGUCAUACCCAUUUGGCAAACUGCAGAUGAAGUCGUGGAUGUUGGCCUCCAUUGCAGCCUCCACAACCUCAGUCUCUGAAGCACCUUCACUUCCAUAGAAGAUGUUGUCUCUGAUUGACGAGCUGAAGAGAAGUGGCUCUUGUUGAACCAAUCCUAUUUGGCGUCUCAACCAGUGCAAGUUAUACUCUUUUAUGUCUUUACUGUCAACCAAAACUCUUCCUUUGAAAGGAUCAUAGAACCUCAAGAUCAGCGCCAAAACUGAGGACUUCCCGGCUCCACUAGGCCCAACAAGUGCCACAUAUGCUCCAGUUUCGAUACUUAAGUUGAAAUUAUCUAGUACCACCACUUCAGGUCUUGAUGGGUAUCUAAAGCUGAUGCUUUCAAAGUCUAUUCUGCCUGUGAUUCCCUCAGAGCUUAUGGUCUCUGGCACAUCUGGUGGAAUUUCUGUUUUCCUAUCUAGGAUUUCAAAUGCAGGUUUGAGUAUGGUAAUUGCAGAAAUAACUGUCGGUAUCAGUGUCCAUAGCUCAGUGAUAGAUGGAACUGUGAGUGAGAAGAUUUGGUAUGAUCUUAUUCCAUCCUCAAAGCUGGAUUGAUGCUUAUCGACCAGGAUUGUGGUGUACCACAAGGCAACUGCAUGAGCAAUGUUCCAUAAACAAAUUGCUCUUCGUAAACAAAAGAAGCUACAGUUCUUAUAUGGCUCACAGAUUCUGAUGCAAGAGCGACAAGUUGUCGGUGAGCCAUGGCAGAGUCACCAGAGAAGCCUUUGGCAGAUUUGGCUUGUAUCAGACCACCGAUGAAGUGGCAGGGCAUUAGAGCCCAGGCUACUAGCCCCAUCCUCCAGUUCACUUUCAUGCUCACUACUGUUGCUAUUAGGAUUGAGGAGAUGCAUUGCACAAUCACAGACAUUCUGUCAGAUAUGAUGGUCUUGAUCAUGGAAGUGUCACUAACAAUAUGCAUUGCAAGGAAUCCUACAUUGUUCUCAGGUUUCUCAAACCAAGCUACUUCAUUUCGGAGUACGGCUGCAAAAAUAUAAAGGAACCUUGUUUGAGAAAAAGGAACUUCUGAUUUAGUGCAUCUUGAACCAGCUUCUCUGAUUCCGAAUCAAGUGCACUUGUAGCUUCAUCUAGGAGAAGAAUUGGAGAGUUUUUCAGAAUGGCUCUUGCUAUUGCUAUUCUUUGUUUCUGUCCACCUGAGAGUUGUACUCCCCUCUCUCCAACCUGAGCAAACAUUUAUCAGCUCUUAAUCUUAAACAAGAUGAAAGAAAAUUAAUAUAACUCUCACCCAAGUUGAGUAUUUUUCAGGAAGUUGGGCAAUGAAUGAGUCUGCAUUGGCUGCUGAUGCUGCUUUGAUGAUCUCUUCGUCAGUUGCUUCUGCAUUCCCAACCCUCAAAUUAUCAUCUAUGGUGCCUGAAAAUAGUGCUGGUUCUUGUGGCACUGCUGCUACAUUUCUUCUGAGGAACUUGAGAUCCAGCUCCUUGACAUCAUGGCCAUGGAUCAAAACCCGACCUGCAACUUUAUUUCCUAUCAGAAACCGCAAAUGUCAUAGUUCAUUAAUUUCAAUUCAUUUGUGAAAAAGAACAGACCUGCCAAUGGUUCAUAAAACCUUUGAACAAGAGACAGGAUGGUGCUUUUCCCACACCCGCUGCUGCCUACCAAUGCAUACACUUUCCCUGCUGCCAUGCACAGUGAGAAGUCUUUAAGGAUCAGCUUAUUGGGUCGCGAAGGUUCCUGUAGCUCUCGCAGCAUUAAAGAUCUGGAAGUCUGGUGCAGCAUGAGUUAUGGAUCUAAUGCUCAUAAUUGCAGCCAAUGUCUCGCCUCCAUUCGCUCUUCGCGCAACAACAACGACUGCUCCAAUCCAAACAACCAAAGCCCAUGAGCAGAAGUGAAGGAUUUUAUCGACGAGCUCUCUCCCACGAACGAAAAGACCGUUCCAAUAUGCGAUAAAGUCUGUAAAUUAAUUUUCACAUUUGAGGUGACCGUAUAUCGUUCUUUUCUACCCUCCAAUCGUUCAAGUAUUUGAUGCAAUUUAUUUAAAUUUACAAAAUACCUGUUCUACUAUAGAUGUUGCUUCUGACAAAUACAUUGUUCUCAAGGAUGAUAAACUGUUCAUCUUUUUAGUGUAAGUAGCUCCGAUAGCGAGAAUCAUCGGCACCACCAUCAACGACAGUAACGCUACUUCCCAGCAGCAUGCGAGGGCGAUUACAACUCCAGCGAAAUAAGUGGAGAAACAGGAGAUGAAAUGACCCAACUGGAACAACAAAUAACUACAACGUCAACUCAUUCUGAAUUCAUCGACAACUAGAGAAAAGAAUUCAUUUCACCAUCACAAGAAUUUUCUUUGUAAUUUCAAAAUCAUUAGCAUACAUCCAACUGUUAGGGAUUUUAAAUUUUAUCGCUUAACCAUUAACACUGUUAAUUCAAUUAACAAAACAAUGACGUGAUAAUUAUGUUAAUGAUAGUGGUUAAAAGAAUAAAGAGUUUGAUAUUUUGGCAAUUUGGAAA